AGGUAGGUAGGGCAACUUGAGAGGAGAGGAGAAGUUGCAACGACGACGUGACCUCACACCCCUUGCGUUCAUUCCUCCAGGUUCCCGACUACAUACCUACCCUACGUGCUUUCGUUAUUACAACCACAACGCGUGACGUUUAAACAAACAAAUAAAAACAUCACCACUCUUUCACAACCGCGAAGGAAUCCCCGCGUUUUUUCGAAGCUAAUAUUGACGAUACAAAUUCCCGCGGGGAACCUGUCUCAACAUCACAUCUCUCGCCGAUAUAGUCUAUUGAAGGAGAGAAGCAAGUCAUCAUGAUCAAAACAAUCCUCCUCAUAAUCAUCACGAUCUUCAUCCCACCUAUCGGCGUAUUCCUCGUCGCAGGCUGCGGCGCCGACCUCCUCAUAAACAUCUUGCUCACCAUCUUGGGAUACUUCCCGGGCCACAUCCACGCCUUCUACGUCGAAUACGUCUACUUCAAGCGGCGCGACGAGAUCCGCGCCGGCAUCGUCGACGCGAGGCGUGCCCCCGGCGUCUACAGCAGCAAAGUGCAGAGGGGAGGAACCCACGUUCAGCCGCCACCGCCCGUGCAAACAGGUGCGCCGCCGCGCCCGCCGCCUCCGGGGCCCGCGCAGCAGCCGUAUACGAAUGUGCCGCCGCAGGGGCAGCAGGGCUAUGGUACUAUUUGA
Molecule: messenger RNA, 674 nt
Organism: Aaosphaeria arxii CBS 175.79
Lineage: Eukaryota; Fungi; Ascomycota; Dothideomycetes; Pleosporales
Product: UPF0057-domain-containing protein
Exons: 3
Coding region: 300-674 (124 amino acids)
Cellular component (GO): membrane
Source: RefSeq, a predicted model, not a curated record